AUGGCACCUAGACUCCCUCCUCCCCCGCAGCCUAACGAACCUGAUACGUCCAACAACGCUAGGUUGAUGGAGACGGUGAUAGACCGCUUACAGCAACAAAAUACAACCCUCAUGGAGCAGAACGCCACUCUGAUGCAGCAAAACCAAGCUGCUAUGCAGAGUCUGGAGGCCUCUCGUGCGAAUUCUGAGACCACGCAGAGGCAGUUGAUGGAGAUACUUGCAGCCACUAGAGGUGCGUCUGGAGCAUCCUCUUCAAACGCUGCGCAACCGAAUGCUGAAUGGAGUUUGGAGAGUUUUCUCCAGCAUCACCCGGCUAAAUUCAAUGGUAAGGGCCUUCCUGAUGAGGCGGACCAGUGGCUAAGGGACGUGGAGAAGAUCUUCAAUGCCAAGAGAUGUCCGGACGAGAAUCGCUUGGCGUACACUGAAUACUUACUUACGGGAGAAGCGAGCCACUGGUGGGCGAGCGCAAGGGCUAUUCUGGCCGACGCUCGACAACAGGUCACUUGGGAAGUGUUCAGGAACAAGUUUUAUGAAGAAUACUUCCCUGACAGCGUCCGUUUUGCAAAAGAAGUGGAAUUUUUACAGCUCGUCCAAGGCAGUAUGACAGUUUCAGAGUAUACCAACAAAUUCAAACAUCUUGUGAGAUUCUAUACGAUGACCACCAGUGAAGAGUGGCAAUGUAGGAAGUUUGAGAACGGCUUGAGGAGCGACUUGAAAGUUAUGAUUUCAAGCUUGUGCAUAAGGACGUUUCCUGCCAUGGUUGAGAGGGCCAAGGUGUUGGAAAAGAACAUGGCGGAAGCUGAACGACACAAGAGACAACAACAAGUGAGUAGGGGACCGAUAGCGUCUAGAGGAGGUAUGGUUCAGAGGCGGACUCCUUACACUCGUCCUGGUCAAUCAUCUCAUGUAAGCGGAUCUCAAGCAGUAAUUCCUGUCGGACAGUCUGGACAGGGAGGUGUAGUUUGUUUCCGUUGUGGAGGGCCUCAUUAUAGGUCUUCCUGCCCUCAAUUGGUGGGAGUAAAGCAAUGUAAUCGUUGCGGAAGAAACGGGCACUCGGAUCAUGAGUGCAAUAUGAGUGGGCGUGCGGUGAUGAGGCCACCCAAUGCUGGAAGGAAUCAGAUCAUGCUGUGCUUUGUUUGA
Molecule: messenger RNA, 1140 nt
Organism: Vigna angularis (adzuki bean)
Lineage: Eukaryota; Viridiplantae; Streptophyta; Magnoliopsida; Fabales; Fabaceae
Exons: 2
Coding region: 1-1140 (379 amino acids)
Molecular function (GO): nucleic acid binding; zinc ion binding
Source: RefSeq, a predicted model, not a curated record